GGAGGCCGGGCGGUUGCUAUGACAGGGACGUUGCUAUGACAAGGCCGUUGCCAAGGAAGUGAUGGCUUGGGGGCGGGCGGCCGCGUUGCCAAGGAAGUGAGCGGUGGCAGCGGCGGGGCCGGGCCGCACCCUCCUCCCCCUGCAUCCGGCGCCGCCGCCGUUGCUGCUGCCGCCGCCGCCGCCACUGCGGCGGGACGGGGGCUCCAUGGUGACGGCGCAGGUCUGGAAGCACCCCUGGCCUUCCCCGUUCUUCUACCAGUUGCAGCUGUCUUAGCGCUAACCUGUCACCAUGUCGAAGUUAAAGAGUUCGGAGUCAGUCAGAGUUGUGGUGCGAUGCCGGCCAAUGAACAGCAAAGAAAAAGCAGCUUCCUAUGAACAAGUGGUUGAAGUGGAUGUCAAGUUCGGGCAGGUUUCGGUGAAGAACCCCAAGGGAACUUCUCAUGAGCUGCCAAAAACUUUCACCUUUGAUGCUGUUUAUGACUGGAAUUCCAAACAGUUUGAACUCUAUGACGAAACCUUCCGGCCUCUGGUGGACUCAGUGCUGCAGGGGUUCAAUGGGACCAUCUUUGCCUAUGGACAGACUGGGACAGGGAAAACAUAUACGAUGGAAGGUGUGCGGGGUGACCCCGAGAAAAGAGGGGUCAUCCCCAAUUCCUUUGACCACAUUUUCACUCAUAUCUCUCGAUCUCAGAACCAGCAGUACUUGGUGAGGGCUUCUUAUCUGGAGAUUUACCAGGAAGAAAUCAGGGACUUGUUAUCCAAGGAUCAGUCCAAAAGGCUGGAGCUGAAGGAGAGGCCAGAUACAGGAGUUUAUGUAAAGGAUUUGUCAUCUUUUGUUACAAAGAGUGUCAAAGAAAUAGAACAUGUCAUGAACGUGGGGAACCAGAAUCGCUCAGUUGGGGCUACAAAUAUGAAUGAGCACAGCUCCCGCUCCCAUGCCAUUUUUGUGAUCACCAUUGAAUGCAGUGAGGUGGGGCUUGAUGGGGAAAACCACAUACGAGUAGGGAAACUAAACCUUGUAGACCUUGCAGGUAGUGAGCGUCAGGCUAAGACUGGAGCCCAGGGAGAGAGAUUAAAAGAAGCCACAAAGAUCAACCUCUCCCUCUCAGCUUUGGGCAACGUCAUAUCUGCCUUAGUGGAUGGCAAAAGCACUCAUAUUCCGUAUCGGGACUCAAAGCUAACCAGGCUGCUUCAGGAUUCCUUAGGUGGCAAUGCCAAGACUGUGAUGGUAGCCAACAUUGGCCCUGCCUCAUAUAAUGUUGAGGAGACCCUCACCACUCUGCGAUAUGCCAACCGUGCCAAGAACAUCAAGAACAAACCAAGAGUGAAUGAAGAUCCCAAGGAUGCCCUGCUGCGGGAAUUCCAGGAGGAAAUUGCUCGGCUCAAAGCACAGCUGGAAAAACGAUCUGUUGGCAAGCGAAAGAAACGAGAGAGGAGGAGGGAUGGAGGUGGUGGUGUUGGGGAGGAGGAAGAUGAGGAGGAUGCCGAAGAUGGCGAGGAGGAAGGGGGUGACAAAGAUGACUAUUGGAGAGAACAACAAGAGAAGUUGGAGAUAGAAAAGAAGGCUAUCCUAGAGGACCAUAGCUUGGUGGCUGAGGAGAAGAUGAGGUUGCUUAAAGAGAAGGAGAAGAAGAUGGAAGAUCUGAGGCGUGAGAAAGAAGCAGCUGAAAAGCUGGGUGCCAAAAUCAAGGCAAUGGAAAGCAAACUUCUUGUUGGAGGGAAAAAUAUUGUGGAUCACACAAAUGAGCAGCAGAAAAUCUUGGAACAGAAGCGACAGGAGAUUGCCGAGCAGAAACGGCGGGAACGAGAAAUUCAGCAGCAGAUGGAAAGUCGUGAUGAGGAGACAUUGGAGCUAAAGGAGACGUACAGCUCCCUGCAGCAGGAGGUGGACAUUAAGACUAAAAAACUAAAAAAGCUCUUUUCCAAACUUCAAGCUGUGAAGGCUGAAAUCCACGACCUUCAGGAAGAGCACAUCAAGGAACGACAAGAAUUGGAGCAAACCCAGAACGAGCUCACGCGGGAGCUGAAGCUAAAGCACCUGAUUAUUGAAAACUUUAUUCCCCUGGAAGAGAAAAAUAAGAUUAUGAACAGAUCAUUUUUCGAUGAGGAGGAAGACCAAUGGAAACUGCACCCUAUCACCCGGCUGGAAGUCAACACUUUCAACGAACUGUCCACUACAGCCCCAAGAUCUCUCUCCUGGAAUCAACAAAUGAUGAAAAGGCCAGUAUCAGCAGUGGGGUAUAAGCGACCCUUGAGCCAGCAUGCUAGGAUGUCCAUGAUGGUCCGGCCAGAGGCCCGGUACAGGGCAGAAAACAUUGUACUGUUGGAACUGGAUAUGCCUAGCCGGACGACACGGGACUAUGAGGGCCCAGCAAUUGCCCCCAAAGUCCAGGCAGCUCUAGAAGCAGCUUUGCAAGAUGAAGACGAGAUUCAAGUGGAUGCCUCCACUUUUGAGAGUACCACAAAUAAGAAGUCAAAAUCCAGGCCUAAAACUGGAAGGAAGUCUGGAGGCUCUUCUUCCUCUGGCACCUCUGGGUCCCAACUCUACCCCCAGUCUCGGGGGCUGGUCCCCAAAUAAAAGCAGGAGUUCCUUGUCGGGGCAUGGCUAACAUCUUGCUUUUUGAAUUGCUGAGCCAAGUGAGAAGCUGCAGAGAGGACUUGUGGCCAGAUCUCCAGCUGUUCCUUUGUGAAGAAGCAGUGGCGCCCUCUGCAGCUGAACUGAGGUGUGUCGAGCAGGGGGAGUUCGUGAUGGACUUCUGCCCUGCGUGAUGGAACUUGCUUUCUCUUUGGCAGUUGGUCUCGAAGGGCAAAGAGACUUUAGUUAGGAAAUCAGAAAUGCAUGAGGUACAUUAGUGUGUGUUAGAAGUGACAAGAAGCAUGGGGGCGGUGGGGAGGUCGCCUUGCUGUGCUGCUCUCUCUCCUCCUCUUACUGUCUUCUUGCUGCACUUGGCUCUCUUGCCCUUGAGGCAGCGGGGUGGAGCCAAAAGUCAUCUCCGCAAAACUAGCUGCCCAGGACUUCCCGAUGCACUGAAUCUUGUGAGGCUGAUAAGUGACAAAGAGCUUUCCCAGCCGUGGCCGAUGGGAUAUUUUCCUUUCUUUCCGUCAGAAGACUGGCAUCUUUUGACUGGGGGUGGGGGGUCUAUAAACCUGAGGAGAGGUGAAAUUGGAAUGCAUCUUCUAACUAGUUAAACAUGUUUCCUUUUUGAAAUACAGACCAAAGGAGGGCUUUGAGAACCUGCUCUCCUCCUUCUGGAGCUGAAGCAAUAGAAACUUAAUAAAUCCUUUCACUUGUUUACAAGGAGGAUUGGGAAGGAUUCUUCCAGGUGGGAUUCCUAGAGCUCAGCUGUGACCGGGGGUCUCCCUUGUCCCACAGGAAGCCUGUGUCCAAGUGGUGAGUUCCAUGCUCACAUUCUUUCUCUGACCACCAUCUCACUUCUUCUGUUGUCCUCUACCCAGAGACCCUCUGCUUGGGGCAUAUCGCGGCCAUUGCUUUGUCUUCCACAAUCCACUUGGCCUCUGUGGCUUUUUCAGGCUAGUUCUACUUUUCCUCUGCAACAAGGAUGGAAGUGAAAUUAUUAUCAGUUCAUGUUCUCCUAUCAAAUACAGAAUGUUUCAUUGGGAUCAGAAAGAGGUUUAAAGCCAGAGUUGCCUCUUAUUCUCAUCCUGUCCUGAGUGUGUAAGAUCUUGAAGUGUUUGAGACCCUCUCAGCUGAAUGAGGAUGAGAUUUAGGAUAGACUUUGAGGGAAGAGAACUGUGCCAGUUCCAUUGAUGAGGCCUGUACUAGAACCUCCUGCUUCUAAAUAGUCUCUCUCUCUCUUUAUCCCCUUUGAACAAUGCUGGCUGUUGAACAAUAUAUGGGAAGUGAGAUGCUACUCAAUGGGGUAGGGUCAAAAGGCUGAAGAAGGUGCCCUCUCAGUGUAUCAUUUUGCAGUUCAGUUUGUAAGUUUAAAAUUGAUGUAUAUUGAGAAUUCAGUUGUUAAUAUUUCUUCUUUUUUUGUUGAUGUUAACUUGUUGUACUGUGAAUAUUUCCACCGGCUUCCUCUGAAUGUUUUAACACUCUUCCCCUACCCAGCCCUUGCUGUGUGACUGGGUGUGUGUGUGUGUAUGUGUAUGUAUGAGAACCUUAGUGUUCAUGGCCUUUGCCUUGUGUGUCCUUGUUAAAUGUUCUCCAAGUUACUUUCUCCAGGAUGCACAAGCUCUGUGGUUUCUGACCCCUUGAGCAAGGGCACUGCAAGAGGCGUCUUGCUGGCAUGGUGCCUCAGAAAGCCUAGAGGUGCUCCUAAUAGGCCUGGCUGCUUUGAUUCAUGGAGUGUAUUUCUGGAAUGGGACCAGUUUGCUGCUUUUAAAAAUAUUGUACCUGUAGAGUAAACGAAUAUGCCUCUGGGUGAGGAAUCAACUCCCACUGCUGUUACGUUGGCUAGAGGGACCUGGUAUUACCUUCCUUUUCUCUAAGCUGGUCUGUUCAUGACAAAGAGUCUAUUCCAUUGGCUCUCGCAGUAGAAAAGAACCUGUUGCUUUUACCCACUCCCAUUCUCUCUCUUUGCUCUAAUGUUUAAUCCUCUUUACUUUGUUCUUUAACAAAAGGAUUGUAUGGCUUAUGUACUGAGGUGCAGUGGUUGUGAAUCCAAAGACAGUAAUCUUUUCAAGAUACAGCUGUGUAUUUGUAGGUUUUAUCAUCCCAUUGAGCAUCUGUGGCAUAGCAUUUAAUGCUGAGAACCAGUGUUACCUCUAACAGGGAUUCCCAGAUGUUGUGGAUCACAACUCCCAUAAUCCCCAAACAAAAGCCACUGCAGCUGGGGGUUCUGGGAGUUGUAGUCAACCACAUCUGGGAAUCUCUCUUAGAGGGAACAGUGCUGAGAACCAGGACGGGAAUAUAUUGGGAGCUGCUUAUUCGUGUGAACAGGCAAGGCAGAUCUCCUUGCAGGAUAGCUAGGAAAAAUCACUCAGCUGGGAAACAGAAGGAAGGUGGGAGCAAAUAGCUUCUUCAGUGCUGUGCUUAUAGUUUGGGGCAGGAAGGGAAGUGGUUUCCCGUGUCUAGACAUUCACAAUGCCUGUCCCUAGUUGUGUUGUUCUUCUAGGCUGUUUUCAUGAAGGAAAUGAGGGAGUUUUCUCUAAAACUGACAAUCCUGCAGAAUUACCUGGAUAGCUGACAUAUGCCAGACUUGCCUAGUCCAGCUGAGGCCUGGCACAGGAGAAACAGAGAUCUAUUAGGGCUUAGGAAAGGAUGUGUACAACUAUUCUUCUCACAGGAGAUUCCAGUGUGCGUGUGUCUCUGCUCUGUAUGAUUGGAUCUGAUUUUUAUUUCCCAAGCUCUGUUUGGUAAAAAUAGCUCUUGAGGUUCAGAACCAAAUGCUAUAUGAUAUUGAACACAAAGCAUUAAAAGCACUUUCUUCAAAAGCUAACAAGAAACUCUUGGUGAGACUUGAUGAAACUCCUGUAUGCUGCUCAAAAUCACAUGGUACACACCACUCCAUGACAACUUUUAGAUAGGUAAAAUGCUGUAUACAGAUUAGACCCCAAAUUCCUAGCUGCCCAUCAUGGAACGCAGAUCUGCUCACCAAUAUUCAGAACAUUGCUGAUACUUAAAACUAAUUCUCUACAGUCCCAGAUUUCAAAAGAAGCCAUAGUUCCUGUGGCUGUGUUCUUCCAUGGGAAGUCUGCAGGCAAAUAGAAGACAAUUGCAAAAGUCACAAUUGUACGUUGCCCUAAUAUUGGUCAGCCACAUGGGGGCUCCAUAGCUGAGUGGUUUGAUGGUGGCUUGGUUCUGAAAAGUUGAGGCCCUGGUUGCUUGAGCCUGCCUUAGGUGCAGCCCAGCAGGGCUGUCUCCUGCACAAGCCUGAUUGAAAGGAACGGGAGAUGCACAAGAAGCACUAUCAUGCACUUGUGCAUCUCCCAAUUGUACCAGUGGGGCUUAUGCAGGAGACGCAUCCAGUGGAUGUCACGUGAUGGGCACAACUCUCUUCUGCCACCUCUCAUUUAUGUGGGAGUACCCUUCAUCACCCACUCUAUUCUUGAUCUAUACACCAAGAGCAAACAUGUCCAUAGUAAUUUUCUGUCCAUAGAUUUUACAGCUUGUAUCUGUUAUCAUCUCUCGUCUAGGAAUGUAAAAGUGCUCCUAAAGAUGUGUAAUAAAAUCAAUUGGACAUUGUAUGUCAAAAUAAUAAUAAAGUCUCCCUUUCUCCCUUUU
Messenger RNA from Hemicordylus capensis (graceful crag lizard), 6187 nucleotides. RefSeq names its product kinesin family member 3B (gene KIF3B). The record is from RefSeq and is a predicted model, not a curated record. Gene Ontology annotation, molecular function: microtubule binding; microtubule motor activity; ATP binding. Lineage: Eukaryota; Metazoa; Chordata; Lepidosauria; Squamata; Cordylidae. Bases 290 to 2578 code for a protein of 762 amino acids. Gene Ontology annotation, biological process: microtubule-based movement. The transcript is spliced from 10 exons.